AUGAAGGGUUUGCGAAUUCCCCUCAUCCGGAACCUCAUCCCGAGUGUAAGUUUGAACAAAAUAAAUGGUACCCAUUUAUUGAAGCACCUGGAAAAUGUGUGUGAGCAUAUAGCCCUGGUGGGGAGGUACACCAAGGGGAAGUCAACACGAAGGAGACACAUCAGUAAGUACAUAAAAAGGGUGGACAGGAACAAGGGGGAAUGCAUCCCAACCAACGGGACAAUAGGAAGGAGUAAAUUAUUCGACCAAGUGGAUGAGCAGUUUAACAAAGCUGUGGUUCUUCUCCCUGAGUUGGGUCCUAGUGGAAUCAUUAGACUAUUGCAUGCCCUGCAAAAAAUAAAAUAUGAAAAAAAAAAGAGAAAAAAAAAUAACAUCCUAAAACGGAUUGAGUACUACCUACUGCGAGGUUCCGUGAACGACACGCUAUACAAUUUUUGGAGUCACCUAAGGAUAAAUGACGCCAUCCUCCUGUUUAGGAUGUUUAUAAAAAACAACCAUUUUGAACCAGCCCUUCUUUACAAACUGAUGGGACAGGUAGUGCACAACAGGGAUUUCUGCAUACCCUCUGACGUGGUACUUUUCCUACGUUCUUAUCAUAUAUACCGAUGCAGAAUAAAGAGGAGUCCGAAAUGGAAGUGGAAAGAAGUUUCCCUCUCGGAUGAUUGCCAAAGGAAGCUCCUCCAAAUCAUUGUGCGCAACAAGUUCGACCUUACACACAAGGAGAUGUGUUCCUUUGUUUCCCUUUUUUCGAUAUAUGGUCGUGUUUUGCCUUUCCACGAACGGUGGCAAAUUUAUACCAAGUCGAUUGAAUAUGUAGAGAGGACCCAACUGGCUUACUCCCCAAGGGAUAUAAAAAAUAUUAUUUUAAGCCUCUUUAGGAUUAACACCUUCCUCUUUGAUGGGGCAUGUGUACCCCGAAAUAAUGAUGGUUUUUCCAUGGGGAAGAAUUCCCACGUGGAGAGAUUAUCCGUGGUGAACCCCACCUUGCGAAAGUUAUUUCAUCUUUACAACAACCACAAUACCGACGUUCGGGUGGAAGACGAGUUGCGAAUACUGGAGAGAGCAGUGCAGAGUCACUACUAUAACUAUGAUAGCCUCGAGAACAUUAUCUUCCACAUAAAGAAUAACCUUGCCCAGUUGGGCCUUUCAAAAGGAGUAAAAUUUGUGCGUUUGGUUAGGAAGCUGCGGAAUGCACACUCAGCCGACGGGGUGGUGCUUACAGAUGCGUCCACGUCAAACACGGAGAGAAAAUUUGUUCUCCAUAUGCUGGACCAGAUUUUAUCCAACUGCGCCGAGGUAUUCAGGGCUCGGUAUAAGUACCCUCCGCGGAAAAUUAGGGCCGUCCUCUCACUUGACCGUUUAGCGGCUGUGCCGGGGGAACCAAACCACGAACUCACCGUAUUGCAUCGCUAA
Molecule: messenger RNA, 1413 nt
Organism: Plasmodium coatneyi
Lineage: Eukaryota; Apicomplexa; Aconoidasida; Haemosporida; Plasmodiidae
Exons: 1
Coding region: 1-1413 (470 amino acids)
Source: RefSeq, a predicted model, not a curated record